CUAACGUAAUGAUAAUUCGGCAGCAAGAAUCAAAACAAAACAAACGAUACCGUUAUCGUCCCAUCUGACGUAACUCGUCCUUUGAUUAACUCCGCGUUUCAUUCAUCGUCGUGCAUUCCUUGACCUGGUGCUCAAAUCGUCACCUGAGCUAUGGUCUAAUCAGUGUGCGUUACUCGCUCAGUGCAAUUUCGAUCGAUUUGUGAACAUUGUUAUCAGUUCGUUUAAUCUCGGUGAUCCGAUCUAUUGGAAGUCAUGCAUAAACUAAUUCGUUUUGUGAUUCUUCGACUAAGUCCCCGUCGAAUCAGUCGAGACUAUUCGUCGUCCGUUCCGCCCAGCCGCGAACAGCACCACCCAACUAUGAAGCGGGUAUGUAAGCUUCUUUUCGGCCGGUACCUCCUGCUAACCAACACCGUGAGUUCCGGGCUGCUGAUGAUGCUAGGUGACGUCGUCGCACAGGAAAUUGAGCAGCGCUUCGACGAUGUUCAGGAGAGACAGUACGACUGGCGCCGGAUAGGUUGUAUGACCCUGGUAGGUAUUUCUCAGGGUCCUAUGCACCAUUAUCUGUACCAGUGGAUGGACCGCGCCCUCCCGAAAGUGGAUAUCAGAACAGUAUUUUUGAAGAUUGGUUUGGACCAGUUGAUUAUGUCGCCAAUUUUUAUCAUCAGCUAUCUGUAUACUGCUGGAUUACUUGAAGGUAACAGUAUACGGCAAUGUACGGACGAGUUCGUAGCCAAGUAUUGGACCAUCUACGCAGCUGAUUGGAUAGUGUGGCCGCCCGUGCAGUUCAUCAACUUCUUUUGGUUAAGCCCGAAAUAUCGGGUUUUGUAUAUCAACGCAAUCACCAUGCUGUACAAUGUGUUUCUCUGCUACAUUAAACAUAACGAUAACCUACUGAUAAGGAUUUCAUCACCAAAAGACGCAAGUAGCCGGUAGGACAGAAUUGUCUCUCGGACUUUUGGCGGUUUGGAAAUGUAAGAUAUAUCAAUUUCGGGUUUCUUUAAUGUAAAUAUAUACAAAUUUAGUUAUGUUUGACGAAAA
Messenger RNA from Topomyia yanbarensis, 1038 nucleotides. RefSeq names its product mpv17-like protein 2. The record is from RefSeq and is a predicted model, not a curated record. NCBI's taxonomy places the organism in Eukaryota, Metazoa, Arthropoda, Insecta, Diptera, Culicidae. The transcript is spliced from 2 exons. Gene Ontology annotation, biological process: mitochondrial ribosome assembly. Bases 253 to 933 code for a protein of 226 amino acids. Gene Ontology annotation, cellular component: membrane; cytoplasm.